UGUACAAAAGUUGUGGUUUCAAUUCAAAUAGGGUUUAUAUGUCAUAAUGAAAGCAUAACAGCUAUGGCAGCAUUUACAUUAAAUCUUGAUCGGAAAAUUGUACCAGCUUUAGUAGUUUGUGGCAAAUUUGAUGGUUCUCAUGCUUGUCUUGCUCUUGCGACAUCAUCUGGUAAUAUUCUCGUUCACAGUCCACAUCGACAACCGCCGAUAGGUGUGAAUGAAACUCAAGAAGAAAAUUUGGAAAAACGUCUCAAAUGGAAUGGAGAACUUGCAGAGCUUCAAAUUGGCAAACAGAUAUUAUCUCUCUGUACCGGUCGCCUUACAGAAGACGAAAGGGAUAUUCUUUUAAUUGGUACUUCGACUCAUAUUUUAGCUUAUCAAGUAGAAGAAAAUGCAGAUCUUUUUUAUAAAAAUAUUCCAGAUGGUGUGUAUUCUAUAGCCGUUGGUAAACUUAGUUGGUUGUCAAAUCAAGUAACGAUAAUUGACUUAAUUUUAUGGGAAAUAAAAGAAACAGCACCAGUAACAGCUCUUUUAGCUUUGCCUGGUCGACAAUUCGCUUAUGUAGUUGACAAUGGAACUGUUGGUAUUUAUGAAAGUGGUCAGAGAUUGUGGAGAAUUAAGUCAAAGCAUAAAGUUGUAUCAAUAAGAAGUUUUGAUGUGAAUGGCGAUGGUAAACUAGAACUUGUAACUGGAUGGAGUUCGGGAAAAAUGGAUGCUAGAUCUUGUUUAACUGGCGAUGUUACAUUCAAAAUACAAUUAAACUCUGCUGUUGCUGGAAUAGUUGAAGCUGAUUAUCGUCGUACUGGACGACCAGAUUUAGUAAUAGUUUCUGUUACAGGAGAAGUUCGAGGAUAUGGAGCUGGAUUAAUGAUAAGUACACCAGAGCCAGGUGAAUUAAUUCGAAAGUUGCUUGCAAAAAAACAAGCAUUAACGACGGAGCUUAAGCAACGUGGAGCUAAUUUUCAAAACUACCUUGGUUCUAAAUUAGCCGUAAAUAUGUUUCCAAGUAAAGGUGCUGUGAGACUGGCUCUUGCUGCAGGUCCUGGUUUAUUAAUAAGCUGCGUUAUUGUAUUUGCGGAGGGUCUUUUUGAAGGCGAAACAAUGGUUGUGCAUCCAACUAGACCAGAAGAAGAAUUAGAAAUUGAAUUAAAACCUGAUAAAAAUAUGGCUGUUGAUAUUCAUAUUGCUGAGAGAUUAAAACGUAUUGCCUUGUGGUUGAAUCAAUCUUUCUUACUUAGCAAAGAAUUUGACGUGCCAGAUGAAGGCCCUGCGGCAGCAUUUAUUGAAAUUUGGCUCCAAGGAAUGAUGGAUAAUAAAAUUCAUUGUAUACGAGCUAGUGCAGUAGGGAAAGCAAGCAUUCAAACAGAAGAUAUGUAUUUCGCUGGUGAUAUUGUUCAAUCUUUGGCCACUUAUUUAGGUAUUCAAGAACUUGGAUCUGAAGCAAGAUUUCCAGCUGAAGAGCAAAAAUUAUGUACUGUUUUAGAACGCGUCAAAGGUUUGCGAGAAGUUGAUGCUCGGUUACAAGCCGAUGCAGCAGGAGACUCGACUCUUUUAAAAAAUCUAGUGAUCCGGUUAGAAGAUGCAAGAAUUUUAAAUGAUGUUGAAGGUAUGAAGAGGCGUCUUCUACAACUCAAAAACGUUAACAGCGAUCUUAUGAGAGAGAAUGAAAUUAGAACAAAUAGUAGCAGAGAACUUACAUCUACUUUGAAAGAAUUGAAUAUAGGAGUUCGCAAAGCUUCUAGACUUCGAGUUGGUCGGGCUUCAACAAAUACGGUCUCGAGAUGUAGAACAGCCAUUCAAGAUGAAAAUUCUAAAGCUUUAAUACAGGCAUUACAAAAUGGA
Cotesia congregata is the source of this 1842-nucleotide messenger RNA. Lineage: Eukaryota; Metazoa; Arthropoda; Insecta; Hymenoptera; Braconidae. The record is from the annotation of a GenBank genome assembly.